GAUUUCGAAUCAUCACUCGCUCAUGUGGUAGAAUUUUACCAAGAUCUUUCAAAAUGGGCAUGAUGGACUUCGACUUUUUGAACGAUGUGAAGCGGAUGAAUAAAAGACAGCUGUAUUACCAAGUGUUAAACUUUGGUAUGAUCGUGUCUUCAGCAUUAAUGAUCUGGAAGGGAUUGAUGGUCGUCACAGGCAGCGAAAGUCCCAUCGUUGUUGUACUAAGUGGCAGCAUGGAGCCAGCAUUUCACAGAGGGGAUCUUUUGUUUCUCACAAACUACAAAGAAGAGCCGAUCAGAGUUGGGGAGAUUGUCGUAUUCAAAGUCGAGGGCAGGGAUAUACCCAUAGUACACAGAGUGCUCAAAAUUCAUGAAAAGGAAGACGGAUCUGUGAAAUUUUUAACAAAGGGAGAUAACAACUCUGUGGAUGACCGAGGGUUAUACGCCCCUGGUCAGCUCUGGCUGCAGAAAAAGGAUGUAGUGGGCAGAGCAAGAGGAUUUGUUCCAUAUGUCGGUAUAGUGACGAUAUUGAUGAAUGAUUACCCUAAGUUUAAGUAUCUGAUCUUAGCAUGUUUAGGUCUAUUCGUACUCAUCCAUAGAGAGUAGACAGGGUAUAAUUGGUCAGUAAACAUCAGGUGCUUAAGGUGUGUAAGGUGUUGGGAAGAAGGUGUGCUCCACCUAGUGGCAGACAGAGGAUUCAACGGAAGGCAACACGUACCCUGCAGGUGGAAAUUCAGCAUUCACUUUUGGAGAGGUAGACAGGUUCAGAAAUUGAGAUAAUAUAUGUAAGAAUUGAACGUCAAGGAUGUAAAAGGAAUAAAUCGAAAUUAUGUUAAUUUGGAUUUUGGGUGAUGAGAGAUUUUAUUAAUAUUUUGGGAAAAAACGAAUAACUUUAAACUUUGGGUGGUCCACAAUUUGGAUGCAGGAAACUUCAUUGCCCCGUUUGUUGUUCGGUUGUUGUUGUUGUGAGAAUUGUAGCACACAAAUCAAAAUCAUGUCAUGUUCACAUUUCGUCUACUCUCUGCUCUUUUUGUCGUAAUAAAAUUAUUCUUGUC
Liolophura sinensis is the source of this 1048-nucleotide messenger RNA. Its product is annotated as signal peptidase complex catalytic subunit SEC11A. Lineage: Eukaryota; Metazoa; Mollusca; Polyplacophora; Chitonida; Chitonidae. The record is from RefSeq and is a predicted model, not a curated record. Bases 54 to 599 code for a protein of 181 amino acids. Gene Ontology annotation, cellular component: membrane; signal peptidase complex. Gene Ontology annotation, molecular function: serine-type endopeptidase activity. The transcript has 6 exons.